Messenger RNA from Aethina tumida (small hive beetle), 986 nucleotides. Its product is annotated as venom allergen 5-like. The coding region runs from base 41 to 931 and encodes 296 amino acids. The transcript is spliced from 7 exons. NCBI's taxonomy places the organism in Eukaryota, Metazoa, Arthropoda, Insecta, Coleoptera, Nitidulidae. The record is from RefSeq and is a predicted model, not a curated record.
CUGGUUGAGGUACGAAGGUGUUUCAUUUCCUCAGAUACUAAUGGUUUUGAUGCUAAAUAAAAGUUUUUCGUCACGAUGCCCGGAUGAAAGGAAUUGCACCGAUUUCGAAAUGUUGCACGUCCGUUAUGAUUUAGUUUUAGGUCUGCACAAUAAAAUUCGAAGUUAUGUCGCAUCUGGGUCGCUUAAAUUAGCACCUGAGUCGUAUAAAGCAACAUCUGCAAGUAACAUGCAACUUAUGGGAUGGAAUACUACACUAGCAGAAAUGGCAGAAGAGUGGAUUCGGUGUUGUAUUCAAAGAAAUGAUUCAAAUCAGUAUGAUGAGUCUCUUAAGAACGAAAACAUAGGACAAAACGUGAUAACUGUUAGUGGGCUGGGGGAAGAAACGGCAUUAGUAUUGCAUUGGUUUAAACAAAUUGAACGUGUAAAUAAUAUUAUAUACUCGAACGAUACUGCUAAAAGGAUUGGAGAUUUCACCCAAAUGAUAUGGGCAAAUACAUUUGAAGUAGGAUGUGCUAUGGGUAAAUAUAACAGUAGUGAUACUAAUCAAUUAGUGACCAGGAUGGUUUGCAAUUAUUAUCCGAUGGGUAAUAUCGUUGGCGAAAACAUUUUUGAAAUCGGUGCACCGUGCAGCUCGUGUCCAGGCUUAUGUGAUAUGGAAUUGGAAACAUUAUGUUUGUUAGAUUUACUAAUCGCAAGUGACGAAAGAGAACCCGGUGUUACACAUAUACGAGAUAACAUAUAUGCAAUAAAAAAUAAGGGCUUUUAUAUGUUGGGAAGGGGAAUAUGGAAAGGUAGAAACUGCAGAUGUGAUUUUCAUUUCUCCGAAGAAGUUGAUGAUUUAUUGAUUACUACAGAGAAAAGUCAGAUAAUUAAGUCCUCUGUUUUAUUAAUAAUAAUUGUAUUAUUUUGUAACAGUAUCAUUUUAAAAUAAUGUGUAUUAAAAUUGAUUAUUCAAGUUAAUUAUAAUAAAUAUCUUAUUGUCAUUC